Galleria mellonella (greater wax moth) is the source of this 3711-nucleotide messenger RNA. Its product is annotated as NADPH oxidase 5. Gene Ontology annotation, molecular function: superoxide-generating NAD(P)H oxidase activity; calcium ion binding. The transcript is spliced from 19 exons. Bases 106 to 3198 code for a protein of 1030 amino acids. Gene Ontology annotation, cellular component: plasma membrane; NADPH oxidase complex. The record is from RefSeq and is a predicted model, not a curated record. Lineage: Eukaryota; Metazoa; Arthropoda; Insecta; Lepidoptera; Pyralidae. Gene Ontology annotation, biological process: defense response; superoxide anion generation.
CAAUAAUUCCGUGCACACAACGGCUGCCCUCCAUAUUGGACUUAAAAGUGUUGUGUUUAGCGCAAAUCAAGUGUUGUUUUUUUUUCACCAGUGCUCGUUGUGUUUAUGCAGGACUUGCUGGAGAGGAUCUUCAGGUUAUUUGACGUGGACAGAAAGGAGUACCUGGUGCAGGACGACUGGCUCGAGUUCCUCAAGCAGCGUCUCACCGAUGACAAGCAGCUGGACUUCGUGGAGCAGGUGGAGAGCGUGGCGUACGUGGUGUGCGGCCACGGGCACGUCACGCCGCGGACCUUCCGCACCGUGCUGCAGAACAAAGUGGUAACAAACAAGCUACUGAAAGUUGUGGACGCGGACGGCGACGGUUACGUGACUGCGGACGAGAUCAUGGAGUUUCUGUCGGCCGUCACCAGCAGCAGACCUCGGGCAGGAUUCGACAAGAACAGCGUGGACCGGCUCGAGCAGCUGUUCCGGCAGACCGUCGGCGACCAAAAGGAGAUCACCAAGGAGCAGUUCCGCAAUAUCGUAGACUCCAAAAACUCAUUCUUCACGGAGCGCGUGUUCCAAAUCUUCGACGAGGACAACUCGGGCGCCAUCUCGCUGCAGGAGUUCAUCGCGGCCGCGCACCGCUUCGCCGGCCACUCGCCCGACGACAAGAUGCGCUUCCUCUUCGAGGUCUACGAUAUGGAUGGCGACGGGCUAAUCCAACAGCGCGAGCUGCAGCACGUGAUGUGGGCGUGCAUGGAGGAGAACGGCAUGCAGUUCAGCGAUGAGCAGCUGCAGCAGCUGACGCGCGCCAUGUUCGAAGACGCGGACACCGAGCAGCGCGGCGCCAUCACCUACGAGGCGCUGCGGCAUCAGCUCACCAAGCACGACGGGCUCCUCGAGAACCUCUCCAUCAGUAUAGAUCGGUGGCUGAUACCGCCAAAACCAGAGCCAGAAAGGAUAUCUGUAAGGCAGCGGCUGCAGAAGCUGAAGCCUUACCAGCUGUCGCUGCCGUACUUCAAGAACAACUACGUGUUCCUUAUUUAUCUGUUGCUGUUCACGCUCGUCAAUGUCGGCCUCUUCGUCAGCAGGCUGCAGGAGUACUGGUCCGCCGGCGUCUUCACGAUGCUAGCUCGGGCUUGCGGCCAGUGCCUGAACUUCAACUGCGCGUGGGUGUUGGUGCUGAUGCUGCGGCGCUGCAUGACGCAGCUGCGCGUGCGCGGCGCGGGCGCGCUGCUGCCGCUCGACCACCACAUCUACCUGCACAAGCUCACCGGCGUGCUCAUCUUGCUCUACAGCCUUCUACACACAGCCAUGCACCUGUGUAAUUUCAGUUUAAUAGUAGUUAAUGACCCAAAUAUAAACGCAAAGAACUUCACUCUGUAUGAAUGGUUGCUGACUGAGCGUCCAGGCAGGUUUGGGCUGGUGGCAGGUUGCGCCAACCCAACCGGCUUCGCUCUACUGGUCAUCCUCCUCGUCAUGUAUGUGUGCAGUCAGCCCUUCAUACGACGCGGAGGCAGUUUCGAGGUAUUUUACUGGACUCACUUGCUGUACGUACCGUUCUGGCUGCUGUUGAUAUUCCACGGGCCCAACUUUUGGAAGUGGUUUGUGGUGCCUGGCACGAUAUACGUCGCAGAGAGGAUCAUUCGGCUCGCUUGGUUAAAAUCAGAGCGCGGCAACACCUACAUAUCUUCCGGUAUACUGCUGCCGUCGCGGGUGACACACCUAGUGGUGAAGAGGCCGCCCCUUUUUGACUUCCACGCCGGCGAUUAUGUGUUUGUUAAUAUACCAGCUAUCGCAAAAUACGAGUGGCACCCGUUCACCAUCAGCAGCGCGCCUGAUCAACCAGACUAUAUCUGGCUGCACAUCCGCGGUGUGGGCGAGUGGACCAACCGCCUGUACUCGUAUUUCGAGCGUGAGCACGCGCGCCUUCAUGCGCCGCCGCCCGCCGCCGUCGCGCCCGCCGACCGCAACCACAGCCCGCUACGGCGCAGCAUGUCGGGCGCUAGCAGACGUAGCAAGCGCGGGAGCACCACCAGCAGCGACAAGAAGCGCUCCGUCGACUUUGCGCCGCUCGGACACACCAACGACGCCUUUGAAGGCGACACCGACACCGCUAAAGGGGAAAUUAAAAAAACGCUGGCACCAGUCACGGGCGGCUUCCGCGGCUCGUCGUUGCUGACGCCGCUGCGCUUCCACAAGACGCACUCGAUGCCCGACGUGUACAACAACUCCGCCUAUAAACAACGACAAAUUGCGCUCCGCGACUACAUGCGCUCGGAGUCGGAGAGCCGGCUGGAGCCGUGCGAGGUGCAGCGCGCGCACGGCGCGGCCUCGCGCGGCGCGCCGCACAACCGCGCGCUCGCGCACAGCUUCCGCUACAUGCGCCACAAGCCCGCCGUCGUCGCCUUCAAGACGCCCAGCUACGAGCACUGCGAGCGCCGCCGCAGCAACGACAGCAUACUCACGCUCGCUAGAAGACGCCUUUCGAAGAGUCUGUCUCCUGAUAAAGACAUAGAGGCGGAGAAGCCGUCUCCGGAGGUCGACGGCCCUACUCAGACGAUAGAUGAAGAAUUUGCCGACUAUCCUAUCGGAAAACCUUUGGAAAUCUACCUGGACGGGCCGUACGGCGCGGCGUCAUCGCACAUCUUCCGGGCGCAGCACGCGGCGCUGGUGGCGGCCGGCAUCGGCGUGACGCCGUUCGCGUCCAUCCUGCAGGCCAUCAUGUACCGCUACUGGAGCGCGCGCCGCGUCUGCCCGCGCUGCAGCCACCGCUGGGCCGACGACCUGCCGCACCACAACAUGAACCUCAACAAGGUGGACUUUUUCUGGAUAAACCGCGAGCAGCGGUCGUUCGAGUGGUUCGUGUCGCUGCUGUCACAACUGGAAAUGGAGCAGGCGGAGCAGGGCGGCGCCGAGCGCUUCCUCGACAUGCACAUGUACAUCACGUCCGCGCUACAGCGCACCGACAUGAAGGCCGUCGGCCUGCAGCUCGCACUCGACCUGCUGCACGAGAAGGAGAAACGUGACCUGAUUACGGGGUUGAAAACGCGCACGAACGCGGGCCGGCCCAACUGGGACAAGGUGUUCAAGCAGCUGCAGGAGCAGCGCAAGGGCAAGGUGACGGUGUUCUACUGCGGGCCGCCGCAGCUGGCGCGCGCGCUGCGCCUCAAGUGCGACCAGUUCGGCUUCCACUUCCGCAAGGAGGUCUUCUGACCGCCUCCCCACCGCACCGCCGUCGAGCACGCCCGUCCGUCACACUCCACGUAUCCCCUUGCCGUCGAAAUGGAACACAUAGAAAUGCUACGCCCGCAGAUUACCUAUAGCUAUUAUAUGUGUGCUGGCUCACUGGCUCCGCGCACAUCGAAAAGUUUUCAGUAAUUCAUUAAAAUAUAUAUUAAAAUGAUCAGAAUGUCAUUUUUGACAAUAAUUAUUUAUAACCUACUACAGACCGUGGCUACGCCCGGGCAAUAUCAUUUUAAUAGUUUAGCCACCAUUGUGUAACAUAAACCAUCAACAAACCCACGAGCGUGUGAUUUCAUGUAAUUUCCAUAAUUAGGCCCUACUAAUACACCAUGCAUGUACAUAUUUAUUAUCAUAAAAAAAAAUGUUUCUGAAAGUGGGUAAUGUAAUCCGGUUCAUUUAUGUAUAAUUGUCAAAUUGUCCAAAAAAUGAUUGUAUAUGUAAAUAAUUUAAUAUUGUUACAUUUAAAUAAAUUACAUAUGUACA